AUGUCCAACCAGGAUUUGAAGGACGCAAUUCUCCGGCUCACCGAACUGGUAGCAAGUCAGCAACAACAGAUAUCACUGAUCAACCGGGCCGGUCAAGUCAACCAACCGGGAAGCGAGAGAAUCAUCGAAACGCUGGCCACGGGAAUUGAAGAUUUCUAUUACGAUCCUGACGGUGGAGUAUUUUUCGACGCUUGGUAUGCCCGUUACGAAGACGUUUUCAAGGUCGACGCAAGAAUCUGGACGAUCCGGCGAAGUAUCCUGCCCAAGCAUCCUCGCGAUUUUGGCCUGGACGAAACGGUCAACAAAUUCAAGAAACUCUACGGCCGACAGACCUCGCUCUUCAACGAUAGAUACCGCUGUCUCCAGUACAUUAAGAACGAUGCCGACGAUUUUUCAAGUUACGCUGCCUCCGUGAACAAGCACUGCGAAGCGUUCCAGCUUUCCAAGCUUUCGGAUGACCAGUUCAAGGCUCUUCGUUUUGUCUGCAGCCUACAGUCUUCACGGGAUGCAGACAUUCGGACACGCUUGAUCAGCAAGCUUGAAGCUGAAGAAACUGCUCCUCCGGCGGAAGGUACGAAGCUGACACUUGAAAACCUUGUCGAGGAGUGCCAUCGGUUCAACAAUUUGAAGCAGGACACGAAAAUGAUCGAAAAACCCGUUCCGGAGAAAUCCAUCGUCAACGCCGUUUCAUCGAAGCUUGCGAAAAAGAAGAAACCAAAAUCUCCAUGCUGGCUAUGCGGUGACCUACACUUCGUGAAAGAAUGCUCAUAUCAAGACCAUGUUUGUGGCAAGUGCAAACGGAAGGGGCAUAAAGAGGGAUACUGCUCUACGGCGGAAACGAAAUCCAGACCUGGAAGAAAAUUCGACAAAUCGAAGACGAAAGAGUAUGUGAAGUCUAAAGGAAUUUCGGUGAAGCGUAUCGACCUCCAAGGAAAAAGGAAAUUUGUCACCCUUGGAAUCAACGGAAAUCAGGCGACGCUGCAACUGGAUUGUGCAUCGGAUAUCACGAUUAUCGCUACACCGUCCUGGGAAGCAAUCGGGAAACCAGCUAUCGAAGCCUCGGAGAUCGCAGCUAUCAGCGCUUCCGGUGACAGAAUCAACAUCGUUGGCGAGUUCAAGGCCCAGCUUACCAUCAAGAAUUCAACAAACGAAGGUAUUGUCUACGUGUCAUCAAACCCAGAUUUGAAUGUCCUUGGAAUAGACACAAUCGAACUGUUCGAUCUGUGGGCUGUACCCUUCAAUUCGCUGGUGAACGCUGUCCAUCAAAAGCCGCAAGACACCGUUGAGAAGUUCCGUUUGAAGUUCCCCGAAGUGUUCCAAAGCUCACUUGGUAGGUGCACAAAAGCAAAAGUGAAACUAUACCUGAAACCCGAUGCCCGUCCAGUGUACUGUCCAAAACGACCAGUCGCAUAUGCAGCACUUCCAAAGGUUGAUGCCGAACUUCAACGCCUUCAAGACAAGGGAAUAAUCUCUCCAGUGAAGUUUUCCGACUGGGCCACACCGAUAGUCGUGGUCCGGAAAUCAGACAACGUGUCCGUUCGAAUUUGUGGCGAUUACUCUACCGGACUGAACAAUGCGCUAGAAUCAGAUGGACACCCACUUCCGCACCCAGACGAUAUUUUCGCUGAUCUUGCAGGCUGCCGAUAUUUUUCCCAACUCGACCUUUCGGAUGCGUACCUACAAGUCGAGGUUGAGGAGGAAUCGCAAAAGUACCUGACCAUCAACACUCAUCGAGGACUGUUCAAAUACAACCGCUUGCCACCUGGAAUUAAGUCCGCCCCCGGUGCAUUUCAACGAAUCACCGAUAGCAUGGUCGCCGGCAUUCCAGGAGUUAAACCGUAUCUGGAUGACAUCAUGAUUGCCGGUAGGACUAAGGAGGAGCACGACCAACGUCUCAAUGAAGUUCUGGAAAGGAUCAAGGCAUACGGAUUUCAUUUGAGGAUGGAUAAAUGCCGCUUUGGCCUUUCACAAAUCAAGUUCCUAGGACACAUCAUCGAUCAAGACGGCUUACGACCAGAUCCAGCGAAGACAAGUGCUAUUUCGCAGAUGCCAGCUCCCAAGAACGUGUCGCAGCUUCGAUCAUAUCUUGGAGCCAUCAAUUAUUAUGGACGUUUCGUCAAGCAAAUGAAGGAUCUUCGAGCACCCAUGGACUACUUGCUGAAGAAGAACGUUAAGUGGGAAUGUACGGAUAGCUGCCAGAAAUCGUUCGAGAAAUUCAAAACGCUGCUGAAAUCAGACCUGUUGCUGACCCAUUUUGACCCAAACAAGGACAUUAUUGUCGCAGGAGAUGCAUCAAAAGAUGGCUUUAUUUUGCAAACGGAUCACAAACCGCUACUCAAGGUGUUUGGAAGCAAGAAAGGCAUUCCUGUAUACACUGCCAACCGACUUCAACGUUGGGCUCUAACACUGAUGCUGUACAACUUCGACAUCCAAUUUGUGAAAACUGAGGAAUUCGGACAUGCUGACUUGCUUUCAAGAUUGAUGAAGUGCCAUGAACGAGUCGACGAGGAGUAUGUCAUUGCUUCUAUACAAAUGGAAGCCGAUGUUCAAGCCGUUCUCAGUGAUUCCACAUCAAGUCUACCAGUUACGUCAGAAAUGAUCGCUGCUGAAAGCUCGAAGGAUUCCGCUCUGAAAUCAGUUAUGCUUCACAUAAACGAAGGUUGGCCCGAACAUUCCACGGAGAUUAGUGACCCAGCCGUCCAGCAGUUUUUCACUCGCCGGGACAGUCUUCAGAUCGUCCAAAAAUGCAUCAUGUUCGGAGAUCGAGUUGUUGUUCCUGUUCGUUUUCGGAAACGCAUUCUUCAGCAGCUACAUAGAGGUCACCCAGGAAUGGACCGGAUGAAGUCGCUUGCAAGAAGUUUCGUCUACUGGCCCAAGAUUGAUGAUGACAUCGAAGUACUUGUCCGGUGCUGCAGAUCAUGUGCUGAAGCUGCCAAGUCACCUCGCAAAACGGAUUUGGAAUCGUGGCCUGUUCCAUCGAAGCCGUGGGAGAGAGUGCACAUCGAUUAUGCUGGCCCGAUUGACGGUUUCUACUAUUUUCUGGUAAUCGACGCUUUCUCAAAAUGGCCGGAAAUUUUUCGUACACGAAGCACUACCACAUCAGCGACGUUGGACAUACUUCAGGAAAUCUUUGCAAGAUUUGGUAACCCAAGGACACUCGUUUCGGACAACGGAACGCAAUUUGUUAGCGCCCGCUUCAAGCAGUUUUGUGAUGAAAAUGGAAUAACGCACUUGACAAUUGCACCAUACCAUCCGCAGUCUAAUGGACAGGCUGAACGCUUCGUAGACACCCUUAACCCUUUAUAA
This is a messenger RNA of Aedes albopictus (Asian tiger mosquito), 3306 nucleotides long. RefSeq lists its product as uncharacterized. Gene Ontology annotation, biological process: DNA integration. The coding region runs from base 1 to 3306 and encodes 1101 amino acids. Gene Ontology annotation, molecular function: nucleic acid binding. The record is from RefSeq and is a predicted model, not a curated record. Lineage: Eukaryota; Metazoa; Arthropoda; Insecta; Diptera; Culicidae. The transcript is spliced from 3 exons.